This is a messenger RNA of Podarcis lilfordi (Lilford's wall lizard), 32402 nucleotides long. The record is from the annotation of a GenBank genome assembly. NCBI's taxonomy places the organism in Eukaryota, Metazoa, Chordata, Lepidosauria, Squamata, Lacertidae.
AUGCCGCCGGUUGCUAGGCGACGGGACGCUGAGGGGGCGGGGCUGCCCGCCGCGGGAGAAGCGAGACGGAGAGAAAGAGAGAGAGAGAGAGAGAGCAGAAGGGCGGCAGGGGAAGGGAAGGGACGGGGCCGCUGCACUGCGGCAAAGCCAAGCCGCGGGCGGGCGCUCACGCCCCUCCCCUCCCCGGCCCCUCUCAUUGGCCCGUUUGGAGAGAGCGGGUGGCGGGGAAGGGCCGGGCGCGGCGAGAGGAUUGGCCGGCGCGGCGUGACUGACAGGGCCGCCUCUCCCGCCCGCCACAACAACCAACCUUUCCUUUUCAUGAGGAGAAAAGGGCGGUAUAGCGAGUGGGAGAGGUGGGUUGCCAAAGGGAGGGAGAGGGAGAGAGAGAAAGAAAAAGAGAGAGGGAGAGAGAGAGGCAGGCAGGAGGAGGAGGAGGAGGUGGGCGAAAGCGCGCGGAGGGGGGGGGGGGCUCACUUUAGCCUAUGAGAGUGCAACCCCCCUCCGAAAAUAAACCCUUUUUAUUCUAUCAAAUAAAAGUUAGCUUGCACUGAAGGUCAGGAGAUUCCCUCAGUCGGUGGCUAAUUUAAUUAUUAUUUUUUAAAUUAAUACUGCUGUGUGGUAAUUAGGUUUGCUUGGGUAGUUCGUGUGUGUGAGAGAGAGGGAUAGUGUAGUAUUAACUAAUUUUAUUGAGUGUGGGGUUGUUGCUUUUUGGUCCCAAGAGCCAAGAAGUUAGGAACAUGGGGAGCCUGCCUUGGACCCUGGGCCCAUCCAGUUCAGUAUUGCCUACACGGACUGGCAGCAGCAGCAGCAGCAGCUCCCCCCAGGGUUUCAGGCAGGAGAUGGAGUUCUGCAUCUUAGCCUGGGGGGUGGGGGGUUUGAAGUCAGGUAGUUCCCUGGAAUAAUAAUAAUAAUAAUUUAUUAUUUAUACCCCGCCCAUCUGGCUGGGUUUCCCAGGUUGCCAGGUCUUCUUCCAGCUUCCCCACCAGCCAGGGGUGCCUCUUGACAUAACAGGAGUAAGGGGGCAACCCUUCGGAGGGGCGUGUGCCUGCAUUGCUCUGGGCAAAGCUCUGGAGGGAAGGAGCCUGGGGGUGGUGAUGGUCGCAAUGGAUAUUUCCCUUCCUCCAGCCCCCAGGGAGGUGGGGUGGUGCAGGGUGGGGAAUGCAGGGAAGAGGGUGAUAGGGAAAAGAUCCGGUCAGAGGAGCAGGGUGGUGCCACUGAUCAGCUUGGGAUGCAAACCUGCCUUAAUUGUUUCCUUUUUGGAGGCAGAGCUGAAUCCAUGCGACAGGCGAAGUGAUACUCUCUGGCUCUUUGUCUCUCUUUCUCUCCUCAGGAUAUAAUAUCUGUCUGGUCCCUUUGGCCCUGCCCUGCCUGCCACUGUGUUUUCCCGAGAGGCACUUUCAUUGCAUUUUGGAUCCCAUCACUUGGCAGCACCUCGCUUGCGUUGGAGCAUCCUUCAGGUAACUAGUGCUAGUUAAGGGGUUUCGUGUUUUUUUGGUCUGCUUUCUGGAUAACCUCCAUCCCUUCUUGUCUGUUGUUUAUGCAACAAAGAGUUUAGACUCUACAGAAAUUUAUGAAGCGGUCGUAACUCCGAGACCUUUUCAGGAUAGGAAAAACACUUAUCACUUACCUGUUCUGGGAAAACUUCAAUGUUGGUAAGGCUACUGUAUUAUAUUGUAAACUGCCCUGUGAUCCUCAGUUGAAGGGCAGUAUAGAAAUUUAAUAGAUGAUGAUGAUAUCACAGCCACAUGGAUGCUUUGGGUUGUUUUUUCUUUUUUGUUUUGUAUUUGAUCAAAAGCUUUGUAUCUCAAUUGUCAUUUUGGAUAAUGUUCAUUAUUAUUAUUUUGUCUAAUAAUAUAUUUGAUAAUGUGCUAUCCACAUGCUCUUUGUUGGGUCAUGUAUGCAAGAUAAUUGAACAUUUUUGUUUAUUUUGUUUAUAGUGAAAUAGAAUUUUUUCAAAGAAAGAAAUUUAUGAAGGAUGUGAGAUUUCAAGGGCCCUUUCUACAUUCCAAAGAUGCUAUUUUCAGCUAGACUGUUGCAUUUAUAAGAGCUGCAGGUGAGCCGAACAAUGUCUGCAGUGAAGUGACGAUGUAUGGUGGGAAGGAACAUUCAAAAAAAUCUUUUCAGUUUUUGUCCUGAGGCAGUGCCUUUUGUUUCAAGCAUGAUGGUUUCCUCAGAUCGGUUAAUAUGAUUAACCUCGUUUCUGAAAGAUACUAACUAAAUCUGACACAUUACAGAUAGGUGACAUUAAAGUACAUUUAAAUAAUUUUAAUUUUCUUUUAUAAUCAUUUUAUUAGGAUUUAUCUAUAUAAAACACAAACAAAAUGCAUACAAUAAUAUAUAUACUAUUCACUAAAUAAGCUUAGAGUUUAUAGCUAAAUAAUUGCACUACUUCAUCUUUACAAUUUACAAGGUAUAGUGAGGGGAGGGGAAGAUGAUGCGUGCAACAAAAACCAGCAAUUAAAUUAUAAGGAUAGAUCAGAUAAAUUUUAUUUUCCCAGGAAGGUUCUUGCUGUUGUGUUACAGGAUAUUAUUUUCUGUCUCUCUUCCUGUGGCUCGUUGGUCUGAGGUGUUUGCUUUUCUAAUACUAAAUUCAGCUCCAAAACUUUUUGGAACCAGUAAUUGGUUUCAGAGCAGUUCUGGCUUGCUGGGAUUUUCUUCCAUAUAGAAGUGAAUUACUUCAUUCUGAAGAAUCAUCUAGCAGCUAGUUUUCUGUUUAGGACACAAUAACAAAUAACUGUCAUGUGUGUCUUCAUUCCUUCUAGCAUGCUCCUUGGGCUGUAGCUACAGUAACAAAUUUGAUACCUUAGAUUUAGGAGAAUCUGUUUGUUCUCUGUUUCUGAUCCUUUGGCUACAAAGCAUCUUUUUAAAUUCCUAUGCCAACUUUUCUAAAAUAAAAUAAAAGGUUGCUGAUUUGGAAGGAGUAACACAGGCUCAAAAAUGUGCAAAUUUUAAAGUCAUUUUUUAUUUAAGGAUGUAUUGAAUAAUUGGCUUAUUUUGGAAAUACUGGAUGAAGGGAACUUUUAUCUUUUAUCCAGCUGUAUGAUUCCUAGGUAUUAGAAUUACAUACUGCUAAACAAAUUAUGUAGGUGUAUUAAAGGUAAUGGAUAUGGACUUCAUUUUUCACCCUAUGAUAGGUCAUACAUUUUUUUGUUAUAUGGAUCAUUAUAUGAUGAGUUGGAGAAUUUACAAUAAUAUCACUUACUAUUAUUUUUAUUUCUCUUUCUUUAGCUUGCCUUUAGGCCCAGACUGAAUGAGUUGCUUUAUUUCGGACUAUACAUAUAUCAAUGAUUUCCUCUACAAAUAAAGUUCAUCUUACGUAAGAAAGGUAUCUGACUAAACUGCAUUCCAGCUUUCUUCUCCUUUAAAAAUGUUGCAUACUGUUAGGUAAAUGUUGUGCAACUGAUGCUUGCCUUAGCUAUUCAAACAUCAGUUUAAAGGCCUCUCUUUUUUUAAAAAAUAUUUUUCUUCUAAUAACUCACACCCAUAUAUAGCUUACUUUCCUUUCAGAGCUUUUGAAACAAAGGGUGCAAAUGAGCUCUAUGAGACAUAACCCAGUUAAGUCACAGAGUUUAGAAUGUAUUCCUGAAAUCAGUGAGUCUUAUGGAAUCUAAAUCUAUUUAAUUGGAAUAGCCCCAUUGAUAUGUACUUCUCUUACUUAGAGUUGAAUUCAAGUCAACUUCAAUAAUUGGCCACUCAAAGGGCCACAGCUUAGGAGGAGAGCAUCUCCUUUGCAUCUUAAAGGUCCUAGGGUCAAUUCCUAGCAUCUUCUGGUAUGGCUGGGAGAGAUCCCCAUUUCAAAUCCUGGAAAGACACUACUAGUCAGUAUUACUGAAUUAGGUGGCCAGAUGGCUUAACUUGGCAUAAGACUGCUGCUUAUCUUCCAUGUCAGUCAUAUUUCCAUGAUCAAUUUGGGUCUGCCUAUUCUAUGUGUAGAGUGCUCCAUGCUCAUGCUGGAAAUUGAUGUGAAUUUGCAUGUCUUUAUAAUGGGCAAGAUUGGACGUAAUUCUAAAGCAAAGUUUAGCAUUACAGGAAAUGAACCUUUAUGAUCUUUUGGUUCAUGCAUUCUCUCUCCCACCCCCCUUUCCACAGCCAAAAAAUAGGGGUUUGGAAGUUUUUACUUGUGUCCUAAAUGAAUAGUUUGCUGUGAUCUCUGAACCCAGACAAAAUGUGAGUCUUUACUACCCUUAGUGAAAACAAGCCAUCUUCAAACAAUGGGUUUUGAAGCUGGCUUGUUUCCACUCGUUCUUGUUAAGAUUAACCACAGCUUUAGGAUUUUGACAUAAUGAUAACCUCUAGUUAAAUCUGAAGUGAAAGCAUCCAGUCUCCUUCUGAUGGCCCUGGUGAUGGAAGGAACUCAGGAGCCUGAGGCUGACUGGCGCUCAUCCUCAUAACUAAUCUUGGUUUGCUGAGCAGUAAACUGAUGUGUUCUACAUUAUGUGCUGCAAACAGCAGUGUAUGUUGGGAGUGGCUCUUGAAAGAGGAGCAGGCUAUCCCACAGAAAUAUAAAUGGUCGUUGUUUGAAACGGCUAUAAAGGAGUGCUUGAGUGGAUGAAACUGUGUUUCUGUCAGUAAAACUUCCCCACCCACCCCCCGACACACCUAUUUAUUCAUCUUUUUAAUAAGGAGCCAAAUCUAGGUUGCAUUUUACAAAGCAUGUUGCUGCUAGACAAAAGCUUCAUGCCUGUCUGGAACUAUCAUCGUGUGUCAGAGCACCUGUCAACUUCGCACAGCUAAGAUGCCUGAUAGUUUGAGAGAUGCUGAGGUAUUGGGUUUGCUCCGUGUUGAGGCUAUGUUAACUGAUGUAUUUUUAAUAACUGUCUACAAAGGCUUUUUCAUAUCAUGGUAAUAACUAUAGUAAGGAAGCCAUGGGAUGAUAAGGUGCAUGCUUUUGGGAAAACUUGAAGGGUAGGGUAUUUUAGCUGGCUUUAGUUUGCAUAUUGUCCCAACGCUGUUGUUUUUGCUGUUGGCAUUCAUUUAGACCAGGGGUCGGCAAGGUUUACCAGCUAUGGGCCGGAUCACUCCCAUGGAGAUAGUCCAUGGGCCAGACUGGUGCAGCACGGUGCUGGAGAUCGUGUCUGCGCAUGCCCAGAUGCCAAAAAUCGCGCCUGCGCAGAAACAAUUUUCGGCGUGGACAUGCGCAGAUGCGAUUUCCGGUAUCUGUGCGUGCGCAGACGUGAUUUCUGGCGCCACUCGGCGAGUCUCCACGCUGCGCUGUGCUGGUUUAGCGCAGCAUGCAGGGGAAUCACCGGGCGGGCAGCUCGGUUCGGGGGCCGGUAAAAUAGUCUUUGUGGGCUGCACAUUGUCGACCCCAGAUCUAGACAUCUGGGGAUUUGAAAGCCAAGAGGUAUGGUUUUAUGGAGUAAUGGCUGACAUUGUGGCAACAUUUUUGUUAAUCACUAAUAAGGAAACCAAACAGUACAAAUGGAUUCAAGAUGGCUCCUAUUCUACUAAUGUCUCCUUAGUAUUUGUACAAAACUAGGGAACUUUCAGCACCAUAGAAAGCAUUCUCUGACUACACUCUCUCAGGGUACAUUGUAAGAAAGGAACCACAUCUUCUCCCUAAGUUAAGUGAUUGGGCCUGUCCCCUCUAUGAAAAUUUUAUUUGUGAUGAAAUGGAUAUGGGCGGGGUCUAAUCCUUGCACAAAGAGUCAAAGCUGUGCUGCUGCUUCAUUCUUUCUGAGCUGUUGAUGCUGCGAGUGUUGCAGAAGAUGUGGGGGGGUGUGAAUCCUCAUGUUAUAUGAAGAUGUCCUGUCUUCUGAGUAACUGAGCAAGGCAAGGUAGUUAUUUCAGCAGAGUGCUUUAUUACACCUGGAGAAGGAGGUGGUAGCAGGUGUUGGGUGUGGUUGUGUUACAGAUUAGGCAGGAUUAAAAAAAAAACGAUCAAGGGGAAGUCUCAGGUCUGGUUUUGGGAACUUUUCAAAGCUCACUGCUGCUGUCCUGACAGAAUUAGUUUGUGUCAAGUUAGGAACAACUAUUUUAUUUAUAGAUGCAGCUUCCUCUGAGCUGGAAAUGAGUGUUUGUUUAUAGCCCUACUGCAUACAUGUCCUAUUCCUACUACAAACAAGAUGCACUCUUCUUUUGUUACUUGGCUGUCUACCUGGAGAACCUAUAUGAAUUAAUUAUAUGCUACUAGCAAAGGGGUUUUUUGACCCCUUUUAUGCCCUCGGAGCACAUGUGGACAGAGAUCCAGAAAACUACUUCAGGAAGCAGAUUUGCUUUAUGCCCAACACCAAAAAUUCCCCUUGAAAACCCAUUGUUUUUAAAGAGGACUCCUAUUUCAAAAGUUUAGAGUCUCUUUGAUUUUACAAAACUAGUUGUGUGGGUCUUCAGGCAGUGACCACUGCCUUUCUUAACCUCCCUUUUGCACUGAAAAUUUUGGUGAGGGCUGGCCUCUGAUUCAAAUUGCAGCAUCUCUGUACCCUUGCUUUUCUGAACUCUCUGAAGCCUCACCUUGUCUGUAAUGUAGGGAAGAACCAUGCUGUGCGUGUUUGCUUUAAGGAUUAAUGUGAUAAUGCACAUGAAGUGCUCUGAGUAUUUUUUUUUCUUUUUGGGGGGUGAGGGAGUAAUCUUCAUUAUUGAAAUCAGUUGAGGACCAAACUGUGUGGUCUUUAAAUGCAAUCCCAUUAUAUUUAAUGCUACUGCACUGCAGAAGUUUCAGUGGCAAUGUAAUAUACUGUUUUUUCUGAUCCUUCAGCAGUAAUCAGGCCCUGCCCUCCUCUAAAUGAGAGACUGGAUUACUUCUGUAUGAAGAAGUAAGCCUUAUGUAUGUAUCAGUGCUGCCCAGUAUAUAGAGGAUUGAAUUUUAUUUGUUUUAUUUCUAGUUAUUUUCGUUCCUUAUUUAAGUUAUUUAUAUGGUGACAUCAGUAUUCAUGGCACUGUAAAAGAGUAUAAAAAUAUAAUUUGUAAUCUAAAAUGUCACAUGUGGAAAAACAGAGGAAAAUGAGAAAGUGGAGACAUGGAUGAAUAGGAAAGCAGUAUCAACUGCACUUGCUUAGGCUUUGUUAUAAACUGAACUAAAAGCCUAUGAUGUUUACAAGUCAUUCAAUCUUCUAAGUUCAGCUGCUCACUAAGUUAUGGUUAGCAGGGUCAAACUUUUUUUUUUACCAGCUGCAAAAUUACAGAAACAAUUCAAAAACUUGAUGUAACCCACAAAAAAACCCAUGUCUGUCUCAUUUAGUCUUCUGUAAUUCUGAUACCUGAGCAAUGGGUAUGCUCCAGGAGAAACUCUUCUAGCUGCUUUGCAACUUUCAAAGCCUGCAGUCAUCAUUGGAUAAUGUGCUGCUGGAUGAGAGAGACAAAUUUUCUGGUGGCUUAAAGUUAAAGUAAAAAAGAGAAAGAAACUUUGCUUAUUUUUCUAGGAUGAUAUGUCUCCCUGGACAGAAUAAAUGUACUAGAGCUGCCAAUGGAUAGAAGUUGGCAACUUCGGUUUUACACUGAAUACUUGUGAGAUAAAAUAAAAUCCAAACUGUGCAUUUGAAUUUGCUGUAUCAUGGAACUGGAAUUAAUGUUUCUCUCCCCCACUCCUGGCUGUUUUUCUCCUUCCUGAAUUUUCACAUGGUUGCUUUCUGCUGUGAUUCAUUAUUUAAGAAAUGGGAGACUAUAAAUAGCAGCACAUAGCAGUUUCCUACUGAGAAGCAUUUUUCUCCCCUUCCAUUGUAGGUGUCAAAAUGGAAGACUUGCACUGUGUUUACGCAGGGUAAAUCUUAACAUAUGAAGAAAUUAUAUUCUUAGUUUUAUUUUUUUAAUAUUGGUAUAGGAUAGCAGUUGUCAAACUGUUGGGGAAAUACCUUGAGUUUCUCAGAAGCUCAUCAGGCUUCCAUCAGUGACAAAGUUAGCAAUGUUGCUUGCUCAACAUUAUUAGUCUUCCCAUGUGCAAACCAUAGCAUUGUGGUGGGUCAGAGUAUUCUGCAGCGUGCUCUCAAUUCCAGUGGAUUGAUGGUGGUGCCUGGCAGAACUGAACAAUGUUUCUCAUGAACCGAGUGUGUUUCCUGAACAUUUGUCUGGAUUAAGCACGGAUACAUGUUAGCCAUGAAGGAAAUUCUUGGCAGACAAGCUGAUGUGGGAAAGGUUCUGUCAAUGAUAAAAGUUUGAAAACCACAGCUGUAGGAUGCUGAUUUUUUAAACUAUGUGAUAAAAUAGGGUUCUUUUGGUUCAAAUGUAGUUUUAUUUCCUGUUUUAUUUUUAUUGGAAUCUGGAUUUUAAUAUCAAUAACAGUGUUUAACCUUACUGCUGUUUGGAUAACUUUCACUAGUUUAAUCCAACUGCCUGAGAAGCUGAAGUCACCUCAAAGAUUGUAUAGCUGUAUUUUGUCUAUGUGUGUGUAGUUAAUGAACCAAUUUAGGCCCAAAUAUAGCUAGAGUGCUAGAAGCCAAAAAUGCUCCCUGUGGGCUGGACUUACAGAAGCUCUUAAUUGCUUAGCAGACUCUUCAUUACAUUAGCAUUUCUCAUGCCAGUGCUGCCUAGCUUUUGGGAACAGGCAGAGGAAGUAACUAUGUGAUGAGAGUUGUCAUGAAACACUGGAAAUUACUGCAUGCUCAUAGGAAAAGUAUUGAAUGCUCAAGGAGGUGGAACUGGCAGCAGAACAGACAUGGUAAUGCUGCCUCAUUCAGGAUCUCCCUGUUUCUUGAGUGCUGGUGAUGUUUAGACCUCCGUUUGACUCUAUAUGGAGAAUCCCAAAGCUGUUCAUGUUUUUGGUGUUUGCUGCUGCCAAAUUAUUGGAAGGCUCCAGAAAACCACUCACAGGAUCAGGCAAACAGGCUGGUGAUUCACCAUCUCUGACCUUAAAGAAACAGAAGUUAGCAUUUCUUAUGACUGUGGGCGUUUUUCUGAAUAAAUGAUAUGCUUAUGGGGGUGUACUGUUUGAGACGUUUGCAGGUGUAUGUGUAUAGAGGUGGAUGAAAGACAGAGCAACAGUCUGAAGUCUGAAUAUAUGGAGGAUCCUACAGAGAGCCAUGAAUUGGCUGAAGCAUCCCCAAGGUGCAGACACUCUCUUUGAGAACCUGUUUAACAGUGAUGAUAUUUUCUUUUGUAGAACGUAAAUACUUACAUACCUCUAUUGGUAUAUUUGUUGAAAGUUUGUUCAUGAGUAAGGCAAAACAUACACAGCUAAAUUCGGGUGCUGGCCAUAUAAUUACUCUGCCUAAGAAGUGUGAAACAAAUUGAACUGAUGGCAGCUAAUGUACAUUUAAGACAACCAAAGUUGUUAAAGGAAAGUGCAAUUAUGUGUUUUUCUUUUUUCAUGUCUUUCUUUCUAGUGCCAAAAAAUGAGCCGUGGAUAUUCAGAAAACAAUAACUUCCCAUACGACAAUAAUCAAAUGGUUUUGGAUAUGAUCCUCUGCUCUUUAUUCAGUGUCCCUCAGCCUAUCAAUUGGGACAACGUGGCAAGGCUGGUUCCUGGCUAUUCAUCUCGAGAGGUACGUUUCCCCUUAUUUUGUAAUGUAGUUUUAAUUCAUUUUGAUCUUUGAACUGUUUAACAUAGUUGCGUUGAGAUGGUGAUGAUGUUGUUGUUGAUGUUGUUGUUGUUGAUGAUGAUUUAUUAUUUAUACCUUGCCCAUCUGGCUGGGUUUCCCCAGCCACUCUGGGCGGCUCCCAACAAAAUAUUAAAAGCACAAAAAAAUCCAAACAUUGAAAACUUCCCUAAACAGGGCCGCCUCCAGAUGUCUUCUAAAAGUCAGGUAGUUGUUUAUUUCCUUGACAAAGCUUUAUUUACAUUAGAGCGUAUGACAUGCAACAAUCACAUAAAAAUAAAAAUAAAACUAAAAGCACAGUAAACACUCAGAUAAACAUAAAUGGUAUUUUGUAUCAAUAACAAUUGGAAUUAUUUAUAGGAAGGGGGAGGGAGGGGAAGGAAAAAAAUUAAAAUAUUUACUUCAUGUACUUCAGACUGUGCUGCAAACUAUGGGUGCUGUUCUACCACAUGCCUCAUUAUUUGUGUAAUCAAUAAAGUCACACAAGAAUGUGUAAUAAUAGUUGUUUCUUUUGGCCUUAAAGAGGACUAAAGAGCAGAGGAUCAUUGAACUGAUGGCAGCUAAUGUACAGUUAAACACAACCAAAGUUGUUAAAGGAAUUACACCUAAAGUCAAAUCCAACAUUUGUGCUCAGUCAUAAACCAGCUGAGAGAAAAUCCUUUUGCUCCCUUAGCAGUGUUUUCAUGCUUGACAGUCUUCCAGGCACUUAAACCUCACAUUUAUUUUAUGUUGCACAUGGACGCUGUGAAGAAUCACAUGUAUAUUACAGCCAGUGUGGAUUUGUUUCUGUGGUAGAAGCCUAUUUUUAAAAUCAUAACGCAAGGCAAACAAACCUGCCCUGAAGCCCCCAACAGCAACAAAAACCUAGACCCAGCAGGUGCAAAGUAAAAGAGAUAAGACAGUAGGAGGCUGAACAGAAGGUUGAUUUAAGAAACUAUACAAAGAAUAAACUUUGAAGAAAUUUUGGCUUAAAGAGCUCUAAGGUAUUCAGAUCAGAUACCAUUUAAUUUACUAUUGUUAUCAUGUCUAUUAAAUAUUACUUUGACUGCCAGGUCUAGAAGCUCCUUUGUGCUCAUUCUUGAUGUCUGAUGGCUUCUAUACCUUCCAGUGUUGAAUGGUGAGGCAUAAAACAAAGCUGAUUUUAAGUAUUGUAUGGGAGGAACACUUUCCAUUGACCCUUCUGCUGCACAGACUUCCACUCCUGCAAAGCUUCUGUCAAUCUAACAAAGAGUCAGUACUAGUUAUCCACUGUGACAUCACUUGUUUGCUCUGCUGCUUCUGAAAAGAAUGUUUGUUUAUGGAGUUCUGGAAAGUUGUGGUGCUCUAUAAGGAUGAUCCAAGUUCUGAAUACUUCUCAAGCUCCUUUUCUACUCAUGUGACUGGCUAGCAAUAUUAGGGGAAGGUUUCAGUUGGAUUAGGCUUACUCUUCUAACUAUACUUUCACUGAAGGUGGGUACAGUGGUACCUUGGUUUAUGAACUUAAUCCAUUCUGGAAGUCCAUUCUUAAACCAAAGCGUUCUUAAACCAAGGUGUGCUUUCCCAUAGCAGCGGGGGACUCAAUUUACAAAUCGAACACACUCAACAGGAUGCGGAACAUGUUCUGCUUCCAAGGCAAAGUUCACAAACCAAAACACCUGCUUCCAGGUUUGCAGCACUCUUAAUCCAAGUUGUUCAUAAACUAAGCUGUUCUUAAACCAAGGUACAACUGUACCUAAUGCAGAAGGCAAAUGUUCUCAGCUUGUGAAUGUAUUGAGAUCAUGGUAGUAGCACUGCUCAGGCAGCGGAGGUCCUAGUUUAUCCAGCUGCCAUCAUAGAUCUGGGCCUUAGUUUUUCUAUCACUGUUGCCUUUUCCUUCUGAGAGAGAAGAGAUGCAUUUAUGUCUCAUAGAAUCUUCUUGCUUGAUAAAAAUUCUAUACCUAUGGAAGAUCAUGUAUAUGUUUGCUGGGAAGGACCCUUUCCUCUUUGUACUCUUUGACAAGUCCUCAAGUGCCCACAGGGGAUGCUGCUAUCCUUGUCUGAGAGAAUAACUGAUUGUUAUAUUGAGUUAGCAGUAUUAUAAAGUAGUUAAACGUCAAUUUGCAACCUAACAGUAAGUCCUCUAAGACCAACAAAAAAAAUGGCUUCAUUAUGCUGUCUGAACACAGCAUCUCAAAUUAUGAUGUUACACCAUGGGCUAUGAAAUGGGGCUUUAGCUCAGAGGAAGGACAUGCCCUUCACACAUAAAAAUGAUGCCAAGUUGAAUCCCGUGCAUCUCAUGUUGAUGGUGGGUUUAGGGAAAUAAUUCUUGCCUGCUAUCUUGGAGAGCCACUGCCAGUCAGAGAUGGUUUAAGGCAGCUCCUUUUUAUAUAGCCUUUGAUGCAGACAGAUAUGCCUGUUUCAGAAAAACAAAACAGCUUUUCAAAAUCUGCCCUUACAGGCAAGCACUGAAAAAGCUGCCAGAUUCUUGGAUGCCAACAAAAAAACAUAGAAACCAGGCUUAAAGGCUUAGUCACUAGCUCUGCACAAGGUUAAUAUCAGUUGUUGUUUAUUUAGAUACCCGGAGAUGAGCAUCUAUGUCCUAGGCAUACCUGGGAUUUCUUCCAUCAAGUACUAAAACUGAAAAUCCCUCCUCUUUUAUCUUCUGACAGUGUGCAAAAAGGUUUGACGAACUGAAAAGCAGUGGGAGUUCUCCAGUUGAUAACCAGUACAGUCCACUAAUGGCCAGUGGUGGGAGCCCUAUGGAAACAUUGGCUGGUUAUAUCAAAUCAUCGCUUCUUGAUUCCCAGGAAGAGUUACAAGAGCCUCCUAGUGAAAAAGAUGCAAUUUCUGUAAAUGGUAGGCUUUCAGGCAGUUCUGCUACUGCAUUCAAGACGUUGUGCAUGCUAGGUUUCAUCCAUUUGAAAUCCUUAACCUGUUCUGAGCAGAGUCAGCUGGUAACCCUUAAAGUGCUGGUGCUCGUCAUAAGUAUUGGUCUCUAAAUUACAAUCCCUCCUGUAGUUUACCUAUUUACUUUUCAAAGUCUCAGUUAACUGGUGGUUUAAUAUAAUUAAUUUUUAUUUCAUUGUCACUUUGCCUUGAACUGUACAGUGGCCUUUUUAAAAGCUAAUACACUUGUCUAAAAGAACCAAAGGUGAAAUUGCUUAUUGUGGGUUGAGCUUUUAUCAGUUAUCUGAUGUGCCUGCAAAAACUCAGGUUGCAACAAGCCACAUACAAUAAAACCAUAUGAUAAACCAGCUAACUCCCUAAGCUGUCUUUGAACUGUGUUACUACAGUGGACACUAGGAAGAUCCCAGGUUUGUGCUCUAGUUUGGGGUGAAAGGUCUUGAAGAGUCCAUCAGUCCGGUGCAGCGUGGCAGAUGGUCAGCAAUGCUAGGAGUUCCUCUGUUCUAGUUAAGCAGGUCUGUGAGCUGUCUCUGCCGGAGACCAUGCCACUUCCACAUAGGAGUAGACUAGCGACUCAGCAGAAACCGCAUACAAAGUGUUGGAUGUGUUUUGCGGCUGAAAAGGAGGAGAAGGAAAAGAGCCAGAAAUGCACAGCAGUGAAAUCGUGGUGGGGUUGAGUGGUAGAAAUGCAGGUGGUGCAAGGGAGAGAAGCAGAAGCAUAGUGAGCAUGUGAUAGUACAUAGAACAUGAGAGAAGAGAAAAGAGCUGAAUGAAACCAAGAGCCACACCCGAGGGAGGGCAUGAAGUUGUGCUGUGGAAGGGACAGUCUCCCAGUGAAAAGUAGAUUCUUAAUUUGUCUCAAUGGAUUAGGUGGCAGGAGGGUUCUGUGCAUUGGAAUUUACCAUUGGUUGCAAGCCUCCAGUUAGUAUAUUAAUGCCCCAGGGCAAUUCUUAAUCUGCCUUGUUCAGCACUUACUGCUCUUGGGUUUUGUUUCUCUUGAAUGCUCUCUGAGACUUAGCAUUAAGUAUAUUCCUAAUGGGAAAGUGAAUAGUAAUGGAUACUCCUGCAGUGGGCUUGUUCAUGAACCUUUUAAAGAGAAAAUCCAGAUAACAGGAACCUUCUGUCUCCAUGUUUGGUACUUUAACAAGGAACCUUCAAUGUAGGAAGUUGUUUUGGGGGUGGAUGAAAGGCAAGAUACCAGGCUCCACUGUGUUGUGUUGUGUUGUGUUGUGUUGUGUUGUGUUGUGUUGUGUAGUGUUGUGUUGUGUUGUGCUGUGAGUGUGUUUAAAAAAGCUAUACUUUUCCUUUUGGCUGUAUGGACAUCAGGCAGAGGAAUCCCAGUAUUGAUGACAUUAUGAUGUCUGUUACUGCUCUCCAAAAGAGAAGUGUAAAAGAGAAGGUCAAACGCAUAGCCAUGACAGUUUUGUUAUUGUUUGUAAUACCAUUGAUUUAUUGAUUGCCUUCUAAACAACUGCCUCAAGGUGAUUUACACAUAAUUAAAAUACAAAAACAGCAAAUACUUUUAAAACGAGACCGAAACUUUAACAAAGUAAACACUUGUGCUAAAGACCUACUUAUUCAACUGGGAAAGCCUGUUGAAACAAAAUUGUCUUUGAUUGUUUCUGGAAGGUGCAGUUAGUUGGUGACUGUUGUCUCUUGACAGGAAUGCGUUAUUCUGUGGAACUGGGGCAGCCACCCUAAAAGCCCUGCUCCGCGUUACUGUGGAGCAGGCUUCUGAGGUCCUUGGGAACUGACAGGAGAAACCCUCCCACAGAUUUAAGCGAUUUUACAUCCUCCUUUUUUGUAUGUGUGGACAUGCACAUGGUGACUGAAAGGAUUAAUCCCUCAAUUCCUCUAUAUGUUUCCACCUGGACUGGAUUGAUUUUAAAAGCCAGCCUUCCUUUAAAGGAGUGUGUGUGAAAAGGAUCCAUCUAGUAAGUAAGUGGACAGCUCCCUUAGAUCGCACUUUAUUCUAGGCAUAGGACUACCACUUACCAGGCGAAAAUGAGAAGACCAUCUCAACACUAUGUCUUAAUGCUUUUUCUCCCCGCUUGCAUUUAAGGAAGGCCAAGUGUAGCUUCCUCAAGGAAUUGCUCUGCAGAAAGUGAGAAGGGCCCUGCACAUAAAGGUGGAGAAAAUGCUGAUGAAACACAAGGGUAGGAAGAUGGUUGUUUGAUUUUGGGAAAGCUAGAUAAACCUGAAUCUUCGACAUUCGUUUGUUCUCUUCUACGCUUGGAUUAUAUCUCUGUGUAUUUGUGGGAUUUCUAUUGGGUGGGUGAAGGAUUGUGGGGGGCGGGAGAGUUACGCUGGCCUCAUUUUUUAACAAAAAUUUAGACAAACAGUAACUGAGGAGAAGCUCUUGUGAAAGAGUACCUUCAGGGACUGGCAGGCAUUAAAACGCUGGUAGCUUCUCCUCUCUAGAACUGACUCUCCUUUCAGGUUUGGAAUCUGUGGUAUCCUGGAACCUCUAAGCUUCCCAUAGGGUGUUUUUUUUUGCCUUCUAUUCAGUAGAAAUGGCUGUUAAGUGCAGCUUGGAGAAGUAAAUGUUUAGCCGUGGCUGGGUGGGACAAUGCUCCCUUGUGUGCUAACUUGACAUGUGGAAGCAGUCAGUGGGAUGUGUUUCUGUAUCCCCUCUUCCGGUUAAAUGUAGGCAAGCUUUCACUUCCUUUGUCAUGAAUAAUAAAUCAUCUGUUGGGGUUGUAGAUGGUAUGAAAUAUGAAUGCCUGUUUCCCCACCCCCUGCCCUCCAUUCAGCCAUCUUGCAAAGCUUCUCCAUCACCUUCGUAAAAAGGCUUGAGUAGUGAUGUUGUCUUCAUCCUGCUGUCGUUUCCGCUGUGAACCCUGAAAAUAUAUGUCGUGUGUUCACAGGCGUGUUGUAGAGCAGCUGUUUUCAAAACUGGUCCAGGUACUUUUCUACUGUGACUGAUGCUCACUUUGAGGAACACCUGGCAGCUUUCCUUGCAAGACAGCUGCUCUCCUAACCUUUCUACAUUCUUGGUUCCCCUGGGGAGACAGCGAGGGGGUCAAUAGACCUCAGACCUGGCCUAACACCCUCCUUGCUUUUAAUAAACACAGAUUGCCAGAUAGGAGAUGGCAGAGAAUCCUCUGCCAGUAGAGGUUAAUAUAUGGAUGGCUCUUUGCUUGGAAAUCACUUUUGCAAAGCUUGCAGUCUCUCUCGCCCUAAUCAAGCAAGUUCUGCCAGACAUGAAGGUUCCAUUUCAUAAGUAUACACUUAUUUUUGUCGUCAGUGAGACCUUCCCUGUUCAUUUCAAUUGUGGUUUGGGGACCUCUGGCCUAAGGGUCAGAUGCAGCUCCCUGUUUAAUUUCAUUGGAUGUUUCCAGAGACUUCACAAAGCAGCACAGAUUGGGGCUGAGGAUGGCGUAGAAGGAAGGAGCUUGGCAACAGCCCAGGACUAUCUUCCUAGGUGUUGUAACAUUUAUAUUUAUCAUAAUAAAAUUAUCUGUAAUAGCCUGUGAUACAUUUCAUUAAUAUUUGUGUGUGGCACCUGAUUGCCCACCUGUGUGGGACAUAGGCCCCUGGUAGAAAAAACGUUCUCCACUCCUGAAUAAAGCAGAAAAAAUACCUUUCUGCUUUUGUGGAAUGCUGUUUUUUCUUUCUCUUUGCCCCUGUCUGCGACUAGAAAGGCAACUUGCAUCCAUUGAAAAUACAUGUAUGAAUAAUGAUAGAUAUGGGGCCAUCUCUCAGGAAUAAUGAACAGGGUAGCUUUAUCUUGACAUAGGUGUUCACUAUACCCCUUCACUAGAACUUUCUUAAGAGCUGAAUGUUGGAGUAGCCUGAGGAUAUAUCUGGUACUGGAGAACCAAAACCCCAGAAUUUGCAUACAUUUCCAUUCUUCCUAAUGUGGAGAGGCUUUAUUUAUAGUAACUCCUUGAUGAUUUUGUUGACCGCAGUUCAGUGAACAGUUCACACCACAAAUGUAAUUGGGGCUGGGUAGUAACUAGAACAAGACCUAUUUUGGGUAUUAUUUUUCUUAAAUAUGCUGCAUGCUUGUGUGUGUUCUGUGUUGCCGCCACUCCCCCAGGUUCUGUGAUGUGUAUAACAUAAGCCAAUUAAUCAUACUUGUGAGACUUCUCAUUUUUCAUCAUUUAUUCCGGUUCCGCUAGUCCUUGACUGGAACUGGAAGGUUAUGAAGAGCAAUAAGCUCCAACUCCAACCAGUCUUAUUUAGCCACCCCUCUGGCCUUGGAGAGGUCAGCCAGCAUAAUCUACACAUUUGAGUUUUAAGGUUUAUGUUGUGCCUUAUCACACGGCAGCCUUAAUGGCUUACAAUAACGGUUUAAAACAAACAACAAUAACGUCAAAUCAUAUGUGCUAAAAUCAUUUAAUAAAUAAAUAAAAUAAAUGACAACUUAGGGCCAAACUACUGCCAGACAGUAGAUAUUUGUGAGUGUCUUCCAGCCAUUUUUUAAAUGAAAUGUAGCUGGAGGAGGCUGUGAGUUUAAGUUGGUUACUUAACCCUUCCCCUGUGACAUUUUUCUGCUCAGAAUCAUGCCUCUUCAGCAGCUUUUCUACAGUGAGUAGAAUAAAGUGUUAAGAAUAAAGAGUAGAAUAAAGUCAGAGGCUGCUUCCUCUGACCAGAUCUACACCUGGUUUUCAUUUAAAAACAGGAGAGAUCGGAGAUAGCUGCAUAUAUCUAGUUUGGCCUUGGCAUUUUCUGGAAGCUUUAAUUUAGUGGCCAGUGCCAUAUUUUGCAUUUUUCCUUUCUGCUGCAGAAUUUGUGCAUGCACAUAACAUCAGUAUUCCCAUUUUGCAACUAGAGGUGUGAAAGUUGACAGCUAGCUGCCAGGUUUCUUCUUUGAGUUUAGAAAUGAUCUAAGUCGUGAAGUGGGUUUUGCAGAUUCACCUAGCUCACCAUCCACAAGGCCAAACUUGCUCCAGUGUGUAGCUUACAUUUCCCCAUACCUUUUAAUUUUCUUUCUAAAAUUUUUUUUAAACAAAAUCAUAGAUACAGCUUAAAAUCCCUAUUAUUAUAUUGUAAAAAUAUGCUCCUAACCAUGCAUGUGUUCAUGUGCAUUAAAAACUAUGUCUAAACUUAGAAUUGAGGUAAAAUAUAUUUGUAAAUCAUUCUGACAUUCCUGUUUGACAAGCUAUAAUAAUUUUCCUCCCUGUGAUUUUUUUUCUUCUCAAAUAAAGGCCAAAUAUGGUGAUCCAUGUGUGUGAUGAAGCAAAAAAUCUGAAAGAAGAUUUUGUUUGUCCGCGAGAUCUGUUGAUUUCUGAAAUGAAGUACUUUGCUGAAUAUCUGUCAGUGGAUGCCCAGCGCUGGGAAGAAGUGGACAUUUCAGUUCACUGUGACGUUCACAUCUUUAACUGGUUGAUAAGAUAUGUUAAAAGGAACACUAAGGAGUAUGAGGUGCAUGAAAUACCUGCCUUAGGUAAAAGGAAAAUCUAUUAAUGUUUCCUGCAGACUCAUUUAUUGAAAAGCCUGACUUCUACUUCAGACCAAAAUUCUGUGUGCAAAUUUGUUUUGCGAGGUAAUUUCCUUGCCAUUUUCUGCCUUAACCGAUAAAAACCUAAUCUGUAAUAGCUGGAAAAACUGAAGCUGGCUGGAAAGUUAAUAAAACUAAUUAUAUUGCCUUUGACAUUAGGGAAUGUUACCCUGCACUCUUAGUCUCUUAAUACCCUAUUCCCCCUCUCACACAUGAAUUCCCACCCACCCCUUUUCAAGGUUAACCAUUGUUGGCUGUGAUUUGCAGAUUGCCAUGGUGGUUAGAACUGGAUUUGCAUGGUUGCAAAUUCUAGUUUGCUGCUAACCAUGGUUAGCUCUGAAGAAGGGGGAAAGAGCAUGUGAGCAGAUGAGAUGGUCCUGACCUCCCAACAGGGCAUAUUUAUGCCUGUACCUGGACUUUAUGGGGCGGGGGAAGGAAGCUCUGGUUUAAACUGCAAAUUUAAAAAAUAAUAAUCAGAGGAGAGGAGCAAAGAUUAUGUUGUGAACCACCCUGUGAUCUUUGGAUGGAGGGUGAUAUAUAAAUUUAAUUAAUAAUAAUAAUACGAAGAGAGUCAAAAAUGGUCUUCAGAGAAAAGAACGUUGGUUAUCAUCUAAAAGGUCUUGGAAGGUUUGACAGAAAAUAUUAAUAAGAGUUUGGGUAUCUUCCAUUUAAGUGAGUAGCUAAAUAAGCUAGCAGUUUGAAGGGAAAUAAUUUUAGUCAUCACUCUGGUGUGAUCCAGAGAAGAAAUCAAAGCAAGAGUUAAGUGCACACUCAACCUCUUCCUCCCCUCUCCCUUAAAAUCACUGAGACUUCACUCUGGAUCACUCGUGUAAGCUUCACAUACUUGACAAAUUUCUUGAUGAAGAACUCCUUUAGAGGAUUUUGUUCCGACACUUAAUUGUUAGUUCUGACCUUUGACUGUUGAAAUCUUUGGUCCAAAUUGGAUGUGAUGCUGGCAGACUGGCUUGGUUGGAGCUGGAUCUUCCCUAGUCACACACCAAGAGGAAAGAGGGGGGCAGUUCUUAGAGCAAAAGGAUUACAUAGGUGGGAUGGGGUGCUAAACUGAUCCUCUUACCUCCACCACAAUCUAUCACUUGCAAAUGCUACUCUCCUCAUCUGUAGUCCACUAACAGUUGUGAGCUUGGCUAGAAAAAAAAUCAGCUGGGGGGAACAGGCUAAAGGGAAGUAUGGUAGGUGUCACAUGUAUGGGGAGCAGUUUGGUUGCCCUCACUCAUAUGCCUGUUUUGCUUUCAAACCUGACCUUAAACCCUCAGUGUUUGGAGCAGACCCUUUUUUCUUUUUAGAAAAGGUCUUCUUGAAUAGUGUCUAGUUUGCAUGUGUCUGAGGUUGAAUGUUUCAAACUUUGAAUGACAUUUAACUCAGCAAAAUAAAAAAAAUUCCUUCCAGUAGCACCUUAAAGGUAAAGGGACCCCUGACCAUUAGAUCCAGUUGUGGCCGACUCUGGGAUUGCGGCGCUCAUCUCGCUUUAUUGGCCAAGGGAGCCGGCGUCCAGGUGAUGUGGCCAGCAUGACUAAGCUGCUUCUGGCGAACCAGAGCAGCUCACGGAAACGCCGUUUACCUUCCUGCCAGAGCGGUACCUAUUUAUCUACUUGCACUUUGACAUGCUUUCGAACUGCUAGGUUGGCAGGAGCAGGGACCGAGCAACGGGAGCUCACCCUGUCGCAGGGAUUCGAACCGCCGACCUUCUGAUCAGCAAGUCCUAGGCUCUGUGGUUUAACCCACAGAGCCACCACAAGUAGCACCUUAGAGACCAACUAAGUUGGUUAUUGGUAUGAGCUUUCGUGUGCAUGCACGCUUCUUCAUGCACUUCUGAAGAAGUGUGCAUGCACACAAAAGCUCAUACCAAUAACAAACUUAGUUGGUCUCUAAGGCGCUACUGGAAGGAAUUUUUUUAUUUUGUUUUGACUACGGCAGACCAACACACCUACCUACCUGUAAUUUAACUCAGCAGUUUUGAGAAACAGGUUUUUGCUUUGGAUGUUUGGAGUGUUUGCACUCAUUUUUCUAUCAAAACCCUCAAACCUCCCUUCAAAUAAGAGAACAACCCCCCCCCAAAAAAAGUUGGAAACUUCAUACUCAAAUGCCAUAGUUUUAUGGAACGUAUUUGUAAAUAUGUGAAUCCAGGCUCUUAACUUUUCAUUUCAGCUUUAGGUACAAUAUUAUAUUUCUCCAGCUUCUUAAUCUAAUUUGGCUUGCUUUGCCUUCAAAAUGUGAAUAGCUAGUUUUAGGCUAACACAUUCUUUCUGGUGCGGGUGGUGGGAAUGGAAAGGAGAGAGGCAGCUAUUUGGGCCUCAUUUCAGAAGAAUUACAAGGCCCAGUCAUGCUAUGUCAUUAGAUCUCCCUCCCUCCCGAAGAAGGGACUGAACCAAGUUCCCAAACUCUUCCCAUUCCUCUUUAAUGGAAUGUGGAUUUUGUGAUGCAAAUAAUCUCUUGUAGUGUUUCCUUUUACAAGCAAUGUGCAAGGUUAACUGUAAUUAAUCCUAAUAAUGCUUUUCGCUUUGUUCUCUUGCUUCUUUCUUUAGAACCAAGCAAUGUCAUUUCGAUUCUUAUUUCCUCUGAGUUUCUGAAGAUGGAUUCUUUAGUGAGUAUAUAACAGAUGUGGGGUUCUGAGCUGUUGGAGCUGUUUCUGGAGCUCCUCUCACAAAAAAACCUUCCUAAAUACAGACAAUGCCCCACUCACAUGUGAUCAGCGACCGCUGACAUCCAUACUGUUUUUGGCGCCAAAAGAGGGUGAGGUGGCCGAAAUGUACAUUCAUGCAGUCUUCCCACUGACGCAUGGAGCAGUCAGAAAUGGCACCUGCGCAUGAAUGGGGUGUUGCCUGUACAGUGUUAAGAUAUUUCAUUAUCACUAUUGAGUGUGCUACAUCCAUAUUUUAUCUUCCUGUUUUCCUAGGUGGAGAAAUGUAUUAAUUAUUGCCACAAGAAUAUGAGUGCCAUCGUAGCCACGCCGUGCAAUAUGAACUGCAUCAAUUCUAAUCUCCUAACGCGCAUAGCGGAUCUUUUCACACAUAAUGAAAUAGAGGAGGUGAAGGACAAGAAAGAUAAAUUUAAGAGGUACUUUUUAAAAAUCCUGCUGCCUCGUAAUGUAAGAAUUAGCCGUUCUUUUCGUCUUCCUGCAGCGUUAUCCAGAUGUUUGCAGUGCAUUUUACGUUGGGCUGCCGUUUGGGGUUGGUUCAGCAGCUGGUGCAAACUGCUAACUGUGGCAACUUUCCAUGCACGUAGAACACCUCUACUGAAGCGUUUACAUUGGUGGUCAGUUGGCUACUAAGCCAAGUUUAAGGUGUUGCUGUAUAAAAGCCUGGUCUGAGAUGCUAAGGGCAUCUGAGAGCACCUUCCACCAUAUAGAUCAGCCCAACAACUUUGAUGACCAGAGGAGGCCCUCCUGGUUGCACCACAUCCACUGGAUAUGCACCUCAUGACCCAGAGGAGGGAAUUACCAGUCGUGGCACCAUAUUGUGCUAUUGUUUUCUUUCAGAGACCCAACAGGUGCCACCUGCAUUGGCAUUUAGUUGUUAACUCAUUUUUAAUUAUUUAUUUUUUAAAACAUCUUUAUUGAAAAUUCAAAAAGCACAUAACUAUAUGUGCACCAGACAUGGCGAGACGCAAAGAGGGGAAAGAAAAAAAAGGAACCUGUGCAGAAGGGAAAACAAAAAAAGGUGGGGAGAAACCCAAAACUAUAUAUUUUACAAGGUUGUUUGUGUACUUCACCAGAUCUUAACCUAUUACAGUAUUUGUAAGAAUGGAUUCCAAAUUUCAUUGAAUUUGUCCAUGGCAAGUCUGCGUUUUUAUGCAGAUAACUCAUUUUUAUAAUGAGCGUCUUUUUGUUACCAACAGCAAACUUUUCUGUAAGAAGAUAGAGAGAUUGUUUGACCUAGAUUACCAGAACCCAGAUUCUCAGGGAAGCGCAGCAACCCUGUACAGGUAGACAACUGUCCGCUUAUUAAUCUUAUUUCAGCAUAUUCUUCCUUGUUCUCAUUGCAAAUCUCUCAUGCUAUAACUUUCCUUUUUUAAAAAAAUAGGUGCUGCUUAUGUAAGAAACUCCUAAUUAAGGACACUGAAAGAAGAAUCCCAUGUGUUCCUGGAAAGAUCAAUGUAGAUCAGCAUGGAAACAUUAUCUAUGUACACAUAAGGUGCUUCAUAAAUCAUAUUGUAACAACAUUUUUACAGGGUGUGUUCACAGGUUCUAUUUAAUCUGCAUCAUAACAGACUUUUUAAUUAUAAUCUGAGUUCUUCCAGGGCUUCAGUCCCAGAACAGAGGUCAGUCCACUAGGGCAAUGGUGGCCUUAAAGAUGUACUGUAUAUGAUAGCUAAGUGUCACGAUCAAGUUAUUAAUACUAGGGCAGCACGAGGGUCAGGAAUGAAAGGUUAGAAAGACUUGCUCCCCUUCAUUCCCAGACUUCUUUCUCGCAGCAGCGAUGGCGGGUUAAGGGGGCUGGGGAAAGCUCCUCAGCUGCAGGGUGGUCUUUCUCCCUGUGUUCCUCUACUUCCCGCCAGUGGCAGCAGCAGUGACAAAAGUAUGGGAAGGCUGCACAGGUAGCCUGCCUGCCUGCCUGCCUGCCUGUCCUUUCACUCCUCCUUGUCAUCACUGUGAUGAUGGCUGAGUGCAAAUACAGUAUGUUUUAACAAGGGCUGUCACCAAAUUGAUGAAUUCUUAGUCAAUUAUUGAAUUGAUCAAAUUGACAUAAUUUUUUCUAAAGAGCAGAAAUACACUCUUUGAUUUUAGAUGAUGCACACCUGUGCUGUUGUGGCCAGAGACGUGGAGCGUGUCUCAUUUAAUCCGGAAAGGAAUGCCUAUUCGCUAAGUGAGCACUUAAAAAGUCUUGUCCCUCCGUAAUUAAAAAAACAAGCAGCAGCACCCUAAGAAAUUGGUUAACGUUGUAGCCCUUGUUUUAAUUCUUCUGUGCAAUUUAACUUUGUCAUUGAGGGGGAAAGGGUACAAAACUUACCAGUGGGAAUUGAGAACUAUUCUAUUCACGCUGAUCUGCCUGACCGCUUGCUCCUCUUUGUAUAUACAGAGAUAAAUCUUGGGAUGUGCAUGAGUAUUUGCUGAGUCUUUUUGAAGAAUUAAAAUCUUGGCGAGAUGUAUAUUGGCGCCUUUGGGGAACUAUCAAUUGGCUGAUCUGUUCAAGAUGUAAUCAAGUGAGUGUUUUCGGUUACCUCUGCACACUCCUGACUGUCUCUCCUGGAACUUACAAAGUUAGGUUUUCAAAUUCUGUAGAACGAAGGGUGAGGUUCAACUGUUGAACUAGUGGAAGCCAGCACAAAGACCUCUGCCUGCACAGUGCCCUCCCUUCACUCCUGUGACACAGGGGGCAUGCUCAGAAGAGCCUCUCACCCCCUUUCCUUGCCCAACCGCCGCCAGUUGAGUCUUAGGUAAAGGUAAAGGGACCCUUGACCAUUAGGUCCAGUCGUGGCCAACUCUGGGGUUGCGGCGCUCAUCUCACUUUAUUGGCCAAGGGAGCCGGCGUACAGCUUCCAGGUCAUGUGGCCAGCAUGACUAAGCUGCUUCUGGCAAACCAGAGCAGCACACGGAAACGCCGUUUACCUUCCCACCAGAGCGGUACCUAUUUAUCUACUUGCACUUUGAUGUGCUUUCGAACUGCUAGGUUAGCAGGAGCAGGGACCGAGCAACAGGAGCUCACCCCGUUGUGGGGAUUCGAACCACCGACCUUCUGAUCGGCAAAUCCUAGGUUAUUGUUGUUGCCACCAACUCAUUCUUGGAGCACAGAUGGUAGGGGGCUUCGAAUGCAACAAAGCAAUUAUUUUUUUACAAAGAUAGGCUCUUAGCCAGUCCAGUGUACCCUGUACACUGGCCAACCUGCACACAACUCACUAGCUGCCAGUUUUCUUACGCUACUCCAAGAUCAAAGCAGCUUGAUUGUUUCCCUGGUAGGCCCCUGUAACUUCCUAAAACACAGGAACUCUGAGACCAACACACCCUGCAUCUUCCAUAUAGUUCUUAUAAGUUAUUAAGAGUGCAAAGCUUGCACUGAUGGACUAAUUGCCAUAGCCAUACAUUGAAUUCCUUCCCAUGUUUUUGUACAUUGAGGAUGAAUAAUGGAUAUAUAGUUUGUGCUGAACUAAUUUGGUCAAGUCUUUUGAGAAUGCCAAGAAUGGGCCACCCAGCACUUCAUUUAAUCAGUGCUGUUUUCAAAGGAUAAGAGCAGCAGCAGCUAGCAUGUACAUCCUAGUAUACAGCCAUUAGCUUGUACAUCCUAGUAUACAGCCAUUUGUUAGAAGACACCUCUGUGUUCUGCUGUAAACCCUUUCUGCACCUUAAACUUGGGAAUACUUGCUCUUGAGAGUAGUGAUUUUGUUGUCGUUGUUGCAUCUCCCUUGCAGACUUUCCUGUGUACUGAAUUCUCCCAUUGCCAAUACCACCCUCAGCCGGUUGUCUACCCUGGCGUGGUAGGUGCUCUUGGUUCCAAUGGUACUGGAGUGUAUCCCUGCUGUAACCAGAAGGUUCUGAGAUUUGAUCCUGCUCCUCUUCCAAAAGUAUGUAUUUGGGGGAAAGACUCUUUAAAACCUCUUUGCUCCUUCCACAAGCCAUAUUCUCUUGAACCGUGUUUUAUACACAACAAAAGUAUGGGGUGAUUCCUGCCACCCCCUAGCCUGGUGCGUUAGGGCCCACUGUAUAAUUGCCUAAGCUGGAGUCAUUAUUUAAAAUGAUAUGUUAUCUAUCUAACAUGCAAGCUAACUGUACUCUAUCCAUGAGCAUAUCUAAAGCUUCAUCAUGGUUAGGCUUUGAAUCCUAAUAUCCAAACUAGGAUUGGCCACAAAUUAGAAUGUGAAACCCUGAUUUGAAGCAAUCUUUCAAACCACGGCCAGCACUAUCCAUGAUUUGCAAUGAAGUACCUUAGCUAACGUGUUUCUCUCUCUCUUUUUAAUGGAAGGGAUGCAAAGUAAGGGACCAUGUGAUUGGCUUGCCUGCUGGAGGAGAAGGUGUGGAUGCUGUUCCCUACCAGACUGCUAAAAUACUGAACGAUCUGACUCAGCACAGAAAUGUCAUUGUUGUGCCUUUUGAAAAAGACCAAAACAGGUAAGAAAAGAGGUAUGUCUUCAUCUUUCCUGGGCAAGCACCCCACCAUUCGGGUAGGCUUCUUUCGAAUCAGUAACAACCCAGUCCAUAAUAUUCCUAAAUACUUAUUUUUUCAAGUGAUUCUGGAAUUGGACUGAGUGAUGAAAAGAGCAUUGAAUGUGAUGUGCUAUUGGAGCCAAAUGCACCGUGGGGCCCCAGAACAGGAGAAAUUAAUGCUGUGAGUAUCCUUCCCCACGUCUCUCUGCUUUUCCUUUCCACAUUGUUCAUAUUGCUUGACUAUAGUCUGGCUCAAUAACUCAGUAGCUUUGAGUAUACUUCUAGGAUGAAGCUCCAGUCAUUAGGUGUAGAUAUAUGUGUGGCCAUCACACAGGGUCCCCGGACGUUUCACCGUCUAUUGAUCCCUGUGCCACCACUUUAUUUCUCGCUGCCACCACCCAGGCCCUACCUGGUACAAUACAGUGGUGCCUCGCAAGAUGAAAAGAAUCCGUUCCGCGAGUCUCUUCGUCUUGCGGUUUUUUCGUCUUGCGAAGCAAGCCCAUUAGCGGUUUAGCGGAUUAGCACUAUUAGCGGGCUUAGCGGAUCAGCUGAUAAGCGGCUUAGCGGAUCGGCUGAUAAGCGGCUUAGUGGCUUAACGGAUCAGCUGUUAAGCGGCUUAGCGGAUCAGCUGAUAAGCGGCUUAGCGAUCAGCUGUUAAGCGGCUUAGCGGCUUAGGAAAAAGGGGGGGGAAAGGGAAAAAAACCCGCAGGAACUCGCAAGAUAUUUUCGUCUUGCGAAGCAAGCCCAUAGGAAAUUCGUUUUGCGAAGCACCUCCAAAACGGAAAACCCUUUUGUCUAGCGGGUUUUCCGUCUUGCGAGGCAUUCGUCUUGCGGGGCACCACUGUACUGAGUCCAGUCAGGGUUAAAUUGAAACAUAAACUUCUGUUUAUUUAUUGCAAUUUAACAAGCAUUGGGUUUCAUAAACAGUAUCGGUCAAUUACAAUCAUGGGGUGCCUAUCCAAACCUAUAACUUCCGCUACCUGCUCCCACUCACUAAACCACCUCUCAGAUAUUUACUUGUCUUCCCAGCUCCUAACUGUUCCUGACUCAGCUUGUUUCGCUACACUAACUCAACCUACCCACAGACUCUAUACCAAUUCACUCCCACUCCAACCAACUCCCAAGGAACUCCCCCUUUUGCCCCUCCCAGAGCUGGUUUUAUAGUCCCUCUGACUCCACCCCCUGGGUUCUGAUUGGGUAACCUGUUUAACUAUUUCACCUCCAGCACUCUCAUAUGUUAACGUCACAGUAUGUACUGGCCGUGCUCUGCAGCUGAUGUGCAAUUUGCAUCCAUCUAAAGGGGUCCCCCCAAGUGGGUGUGAACUUGGAUCGAUCCAGGGAAUCUUACAAGGGAUUGGGGCGGCAUGCUGUAGAGAGCUCCUUCACAUGCUUGGUACCCGUGUGUCCAUAUUAUGGAAUGGAACAUUGUGUGGAAUCUAUGUGGAAUCCUUUCAGAGUAGUGUUUUGAACUAGUGUCCAUGGAGGAAUGAAUAUAAAUAGGAAAUACUGUUAUCUUAAUGGAGGGGAAAGCACUUGAGUUAGAAUGCAAUCAUUCCUUUGUCGGUCACGUGGGCGCUAGUUGGAAAUACACACAGAGGGAGGACCAUUCUUAUCUGAAAGAUGUUUUGGAGUGUCCUUUCAUGCACAAAUAGGUAGCAUGAAAGGUGCUGCUGAUAACCCUACCACUGCCAGUUUUAAUUUUCCUUCCCCCCCCUUCCUUCUCUAGUUCCUUUCUCUGAAAAACUGGACUCUCCAGCUGGUACGUUUGCCCGAGUUACUCCUAUUCUAUGUGCUGAUUCUUUGUGUGUUUUAAAUAUUCUGUAUGUGCUGCACUAGCUGUCAUAUUUAAACCACUGAGCAGCGUGAUCAUUAAAAAGAAGAAAAAGGUAAUUAAAAUGCAUUGGGGUGGGAUACCUAUUUAAAUGCAUCUCUUUUUCAAAAUCCACAAAUGGUCUUAUCAGCCUGCAGCACUGAUUCCUAGCAUAGUUGUUUGAGUUUUGACUCAAAUUUGGCCUGGAAGCCGUGAUGUAACAUAAUUGAGUGUUGCAAAAUUUGAGACUGAAGUUGUUUCUAGUUAGACUUUUUUAGAGUAAGGUAGGGUAGUCUGUUUUGGUCUCUACCUUUACAGAUAAGGAGGAGAUGAAGGCUCUUCAGCAAAAGCAGUUAGAGGAUGUCAGCUGUCAUUCUUCCUUACCUGUCAGGCCUUAAUUUUUUUACUGGUUUGCAGAGAAGGGGGAACCUGUGGUAUUUUGGUGAGAAAAAGUGAUAGUUGUUAUGCUUUUUCCUUGACAAUGAUAGAAACAACAGUUGUUGCUUUCAGAAGAUGAUGAAUACACCACUGGAUCUGAGGUCACAGAGGAUGAAGUGGGCGAUGAGGAAGAAGUAUACAAGAAACCAGGUAUAUAUUCGCUGCCUGUGACCUUGCAGGUGUUCUCUGCUAGCAGUUAGGGAUUUGCCCCCCCCAUGUGUGUGUAUAUGUGUGUGUGUGUGUGUGUGUGUGUGAGAGAGAGAGAGAGAGAGAGAGAUUGCCUGUUGGAAAAACAAACCUUGUCACAAGUAGCUCUAUCAUUUUUAAUUACAAUACUAAAUUAAAAAUUAAGUGAGUAUUGUAAUUUAAAAUCUGUGUGUGAUGCAGGUGAGCAUAAACCUCCAUAGAGGUACACACAGCUCAACCUCUUGAGAGCAAGUGUGGUAUAGUGGUUAAGAGCGGUAGACUCGUAAUCUGGUGAACGGGGUUCGCUUCCCUGCUCCUCCACAUGCAGCUGCUGGGUGACCUUGGGCUGGUCACACUUCUCUGAAGUCUCUCAGCCUCACUCACCUCACAGAGUGUUUGUUGUGGGGGAGGAAGAGAAAGGAGAUUGUUAGCCGCUUUGAGACACCUUAGGGUAGGGAUAAUGCGGGAUAUCAAAUCCAAACUCCUCCUCCUCCUCCCUUUAAAGGAUAUAAUCCAUGCACUCUUAAGUGCAGUGCUGGCCCACCUAUUUCACCUUUUAUGCAUUUUGGUGUACUGGCCCAGGAAGGUUUUUAAAAACAACAAACAAACAAACAAAUUGUGGAAUGUUAUGGAAUUGUGGGUUGGAACAAGUUUGAAGUGGAAUUAUAAGUAUGUGGUGGGGGUGGAAUAAAUUCAUUGAAGACAUUAAGAUCAGCAAAGGGAACACAGUUACUCUUACCACUUCCUAAUCUUGCACAGAAUAUUGCUGCUCCAGUCCUCUUGUUACCGAGUGAAAUUAGACAAGCCAUUUUAAGAAAUAUGAAUUGUAAAACCCAUUGCAGAAAUGGUUUUAUCGUUCUCAGUCUUUUGUAUUUUAUCUCAUUUCUCAUUGCUUCAGUAGCUUUUGGCUGUGAAGAUGUUAAUCAAUCUGUUAAAUAGAAUAACUAAUGAUUAUUGGCUUGUGGUGAUGUGAUAAAUGGGAGGGGCGACUUAUAAUUGACUUACACAUACUAUUAGCAGGAAGAAAAGAGAGGUCAAAGAAAUCCCACAGACAUCCAAAGAAACAAGUGUCUUCACCCAGUGUUCAAAAGAAGGAAAAGAAUCUGGAGAAGGUAAUCCUGAGAGAUCUUAUCAACUAUUAUGCAACCUUUGUGAGGACAUAAGUCUGGCUAUUUCUCUGUGGAUUCAUCUUAUACCUUUGUUACUUUACCGAGGACAGCAUGAACUUCACUUUGAUUUAGUUUUUUAACCUGGUCCUGAAGAUCAAUCUGCAUCCAGUGAGAGUUGCUGAAAUCUUUUAUCGGUGUACACCUGGGAAUGAUCUCCACUGAACUCAGUGGGACUUCCUUCUGAGUAGACAUGGAUAGAAUCACACUGUUUCUCAGGCUGUAAUCCUAUGGUGAGGUAGGGAGAUUGCAUGGUGGUUGCUCUGCUGCGUCCAAAGUCUUGUCAGCUUGCUGUGGGUCCGGGAGAGGGGAAGUAAUGCCUGCUGUCACAACACAGCUGGCAGUAUAUCUGUUCCUGUGGAGCUUUCCACUUGUAUACUGAGGGCUCUUUCAGGUGAAUAAGUACUGUUAUGUCAGUGGUUUAGCACUUAGUCUGCUUCCAGUGGCCUCUCUAGCCACUUUUAGGAUUGCUCUGCCUACCCAUAUAUAUCUAUCUGCCUCCAGAAACUGUUGCAAUAUGCUAAAUUUGACUUUAAAACAUUAUUUUUUAAAAAUGCUUUUAUUUUUGCUAUGAACAACUGUGUCUUGAGUAGAAUCCUAUGCAGCUUGGCAGCUUGAAAUUCUAAAGAAGUAACAUUGAUCUAAGGAAUUUAUUCUGACUUUCUUUCGACAGACUAAUUCCAGAGAUGCAUCUCCUUUUAUGUAAGUAUUUUGGCUGAUUUUUAAAAAAAAUAUUUUUAUUAAACAAUUUCAGCAUAACAAAAUAUCAAUCCAAAUAAUCACAUUAUUUUUUCUUCCCCCCACCCCUCCCUCAGCUCCCCUCUCUGAUUUCUUUGCACAUAUUGUUCUCUGCAUAUUAUAAAAUUGUACAUAUCCUUGCUUUAUCUAUCAUGUGUUCAACUAAUAUUUCGGCUGAUUUUUAAAGGAAAUGCAAUUAGAAUGCUUAUGCAAAUCCAUGAAGCGUAGGUGUCUCAGUGGCUAUUAACUAUGAUGGUUAAGCUGAGCCUUCAUGUUCAGAGGUGGCACACCUCUGGACACCAGAUGCAAUUUAGGUUCUUCAUUCUCCUGAAGACUAAACGGGAAUCCAGUGCAGUCAAUUCAGCAAUGAUAAAUAAUGCUUUUAGGAAAAGAUAAUCCCCACUCAUUGGACUGGUUCGCACAGAAUGCCAAAGCAUAGUUCUUGUGCUACUUUCACUCAUGUGCUUCUUCCUUCCUUCACAUUCUCAGUUAGUUUAUUCCUUGUUCAAGAGAAAACCUAAGUCCUGUUUGGGCAUUCAGUCUCCUUAGGUGAAAACAAACAUGCGGCAGUGAACAAGGAUUCAUUGCCAAGCCCUGUGCACCCAAGCAUGACUUUUACACUGUUUAGCGCUCCCCGUGCGUUUGAGGGUGAAAGUGGGAGAGAGCCCUUCUACCUAUGGAGGCUCUCCAUGCAGUUUGGAACAGCACACAAGGAUUUUGAAUGCCCAGAUAGUCUAUACCUGAACAGACAAAAUGUGGCUGGUGAAUCAUCUCCAAACCAACUACAAGCCAGCUUUCAAACAGUAGUUUGCAUUUCUGGCUUGGAUGCAAUGGCAAACUAAAUGAACAUGUGAGGAGGAAGAGGAGGAGGAAGAGUAUCUGAGCACAAGGCUUAUUUCUGGCGUGCCAAGUUGUGGUUUUGGCAUGACGACUUUGCCCCACAUUCCAGAGGUCCCUGCAGAAAGCAAGAUGUGGUUUCAAGUGAGAGCAGUAAACAAUGGUGGCCCUAUGAACAGUGCCUGACUUUUGAACAAAAUAGUGCUGAUUGCUUUGGUUUUUGUUUCUCAUGGCUUCUCUGCUGUUUAAUUAGUGUGAGCAUGCAGCAGAAUAAGUGGGACGCUUCCAGAUCACUUAGAUUCAACCAGGAUGCUCAGAGAGAGGAAGGUAAGAUAUACAUUUGUCAAAACAUUUGCCUGACUUACGUGGUGUAGCAACAGGAAAUAAAUAAAAGCUUCAUUCCACAGCUGUGUGAAUAUGGAUAUGGCAGGGUUCCAUGAGAGAGAAAUUGUGCCUGUACAGUCAUACCUCAUGUUACGUUUGCUUCAUGUUACGUUCUUCCAGGUUACGUCCCGCGGUGACCCGGAAGUACCAGAAAGGGUUAUUUCCGGGUUUCGCCACUCGAGCAUGCACUGAAACGCUAAAUUGCGCUUCAUGCAUGCGCACAAGCGCCAGAUCGCGCCACGCACCUGCGCAGAUACGGCGCUUCAGGUUGUGCUCUUUUCGUGUUGUGAAUGGGCCUCUGGAACGGAUCCCGUUCACAACCAGAGGUACCACUGUACUUCCUUUUCUAAUUGUGCCUGUACUUCCUUUUGUAAUGCCAGUGGAGCCCUAUAGGCCUCAUAAAAAGUAACUCUAGGGAUAUAAACUUGACAAGCUGAACUGAACUGCCUCUUGUGCUUUCUCUGAUGUGCACAGAAUGAGCUCAUAUGAAAGGAAGCUUCUCAGGUUAUGUCACUUCACUCACCUUAACAGAAGAACUUGCUAAAUGAGGAACUUCUGAAAUUAUGGAAUGAAGGGCACCUUGUGUAUGUAGCACAUGCGCAACAAACACGCAAACUGCUCUAUGGCGCCAGGAAAUUGUAGCUUUGUAGUGUUGGGGCAGGGAGUAUCUUCCAGCAGCAAAACCCCAGCACCUUACCAGUCUGCAUUUCCCAGUGUUGUUGGGGAGGGGCAUGAUUGUUAAACUGAUACAAAGGUAGAUGUAGGAGUGACAUCUUUGCAAGCGUGAUUGGCAGAAGCAAUUGUACCUCUUCCCCUUGCUUUGCAACAGUGGUGUCGGCAGGCACAAGAACAGCACUUUCUGAUCCUCUGUUGCUAUUUCAUGUUGCUUGCAGAUCAGCGGAGGAUGGUGGAAAUAACCGGACACCUAAUAAAAAUGAGACUGGGGGAGCUUGACCGGACAAAAUCGAAAGAGAACAAAGAAGUGAGUCUGGGGUUGGUGCUGGUGGGAACUCUAUCCCACUUCACCCUUGGUUAGCAAGACUCUACCUCCUAACUUGCCUUUUGGUGCACGCAGUAAAAAAUAAAGUUGGUUAACACUUUUUUGAUUUGUCUAUUGCGACUUUCAGUCUGCAGCUGGAAUUUAUGCAAGACUUGAGGCUCAGAUCAGGGCAGCGGCACAGGUUAACACCCGCCAGAACGUCCCAGAAAAAAAUAUGAGGUAAACCCUUUAAUUCAAAUGGGGUGGGGAGGAAGAGACGAGAGAAGCAAGGCAUCUUGACAAAAUCUUAUCAAAAUGUUCCUCUGCCAAACCCUUUUUAUGAAACAGCAAGCAAGACUUUCCCCUACAAUUAGGGUAUCUCCACUCUGACACAAUAUCUUCCAGAAUGUUCUGUGAACUGCUGCUGCGACUUCAUUUAAUUUGCAAGACCUGUACCUGAUUUAGGGAUUUUACUUGGGGGUUCUCUUAGUACCAAUAUAUUCCUUUUGCUAAUUAUGCAUUACUUGCUUGCUUUGGUCAGUUCUAAACUUAAAAAGCAUACCACCCUAACUGGCAGUUAUUUUUAUUUUUUUGGUGCUGGUGUUAUAAUGUUCUAGUCUAGUUAAUAUCAAUAAUAAAUCACUGAUGACAAUGUGCAGGUGACCAGAAGUCACUGAAGUAUCAAAUCAGGCAUAGGCAAACUCAGCCUUCCAGAUGUUUUGAGACUACAAUUCCCAUCAUCCCUGACCACUGGUCCUGGUAGCUAAGGAUGAUGGGAGUUGUAGUCCCAAAACAUCUGGAAGGCCGAGUUUGCCUAUGCUUGUAUCAAACGAACUGCUCUAUAGUUGGCAAUUAAUGACCACUCAGCCGGUUACAAUCAUUGCUGUGAAUAACUUUCAAUGGUACCUUUUGUCUCUCUGUGUGUAAAAAACCCCAUGUAUUUCUCUUAAAUCUAGGAUUAAAAGUCGCUUUGGCCAAGGCCGUCCCACGUAG